Messenger RNA from Cyclocybe aegerita, 588 nucleotides. NCBI's taxonomy places the organism in Eukaryota, Fungi, Basidiomycota, Agaricomycetes, Agaricales, Hemipholiotaceae. The record is from the annotation of a GenBank genome assembly.
AUGGCUCCUCAACGCCUUGCUGUUAAGCAGGCAAACUGUCAACAUAUUAUGGGCUUUACCGACUCCAUGGGCUCAGCCCAUCGAGCAGUAGACCUGUCCAUGCAUUUGGGUCAGGCUUUUAGUCUGUCAGUCUGUUGCGUCCUUCAAGAGUGGUUUGAGGCGGAUGAUCUCUGCCACAUCACCUUUGUUUAUGUUCCAUCCACCCUGUGCUGGGACAUCCAUGGUGAGGCACACAAGUACAUCAUCGAACUUAAAGUCAGGGUUGGAUGUUGCAAGAUGGACAAUUCUAUAGACACGCUUUGCUCUCGAGCAACGCACUCAGUCCUGGAUUCGUGGAGUUCCACUUUCCAGGAUCCAACCUACCAGGGCUCUGAAUUUUUAGAGCUUCAGCGGCCUGAUGGGCGGCCGAUUCAGCCAUCGUACCUCAACAGGGGACCUUGGCUCUCAUAUUUCGGACACAGCAUCACUGAGUUCGCUCGCAUCUGCCAGUGUAUAACUGGCCAUGCGCCCAUUGGAGCGUACUAUUGUUGCUUCAAGAUCAAUGAGCCUCACGACUGCACUUGCGGGGCUGCUACUCAGUCUCACUAG